Molecule: messenger RNA, 723 nt
Organism: Beta vulgaris subsp. vulgaris (sugar beet)
Lineage: Eukaryota; Viridiplantae; Streptophyta; Magnoliopsida; Caryophyllales; Amaranthaceae
Exons: 6
Coding region: 1-723 (240 amino acids)
Biological process (GO): proteolysis
Molecular function (GO): cysteine-type peptidase activity
Source: RefSeq, a predicted model, not a curated record
AUGUUGGUCUUCAUGGAGAUGGAGAGGAAGGUGGAAUUAGUAGAAAGUUGGGAAAUUGUGAGGGUUAAGGAACCGGGUGAUGAUUAUGACGAUGAAGGUUUGGAGGACCUCAUUGAUAGGAUUGCUGAUCAAGGAGUUGGUUCAUCUUCUGACAAGGGUAAAAGAAGAGAUGAGAAGGAAGCUGGUGAUGUUUCAUCUUCUACCCUGGAUUGCAUGCUGUUCCUGUCAACAACCAUGUAUGAUCAGAAGUUUAAGGAAUGGGAAGAAAACAAGAAAAAGCUUAUUACAAAAGAUGAUGAUUUAUUCUACAAGAAAUGUAAGGAAGCUAUUUCUUCAUGGGUGAAAUCAUUUCCACGGAAUGAUAUUCGAGAAGCUGAACUGAUUUUUGUUCCUGUUCACAAGGAUGAUCAUUAUACUGUCUUGGUGCUGAACAAGAAAGCAAAAAGGAUUGAAAAUAUUGACAAUCGUACAGACAUGAAGGACAUUGAUAGAUAUAAGCAUGAGGAAUUUAACGGUCUUACAUACUUUUGUCGUGCUUUUGAUUCUUUUAUGCAAGAGACUAUGAGAUGUCGUGAUUUUGAUCGUCUCCACCAUUGGCAAACAUCAACUCUUUACUUCCCUUGGAGAAGCAAGGACAACAAUUUUGAUUGUGGUGUCUAUGCAAUCAAACCAUGGAGCUGUUAUGACGGUCAAAUACUAACCAUGCUGCACUUGUUGACCUGA